Molecule: messenger RNA, 684 nt
Organism: Aspergillus calidoustus
Lineage: Eukaryota; Fungi; Ascomycota; Eurotiomycetes; Eurotiales; Aspergillaceae
Source: the annotation of a GenBank genome assembly
AUGGUGCUCUCGAUAUCGCCCGUCGAAACCGAGGACGUAAAUUUGCUUGUGCGAAAGGUCGAAUUCCCCGCACAUCAAGACAACCCACUCUAUCGCUUGAUGUUCCCACACUCAAAGGAGCAACACUGGGAGGAGAAGGAGGACGAAAUCAGAUGGACGAUUGAUGGUCUUCUUGAGACAGUUCAUCAAGAGGACGAAGCUCUGUACAAGGCGUGUGGAGAGGAUGGAUCACCUGUCGGGCUUAUAGGUUGGACUACCAGUCCAGGAGCAUUUGCAACGGGAGUGAAAUGUAGGGAUUGCCCUCACGGUAGCCCGGUAGUUAAGUCCGGAGCGAGGGGAGUAGCAAAGUUUAAAAGCCGGAACAGCUUUGAUCCUCCCUCUUUGGAUGUUGCUUCGUGGCUUGGUAUCUCAAAACGGCUUAGAGAAGAGAGGCAAAGAGUUAUUCGAGAUUGCCAAGGCAAUGGGAUAUGCCGAAUCACUUUUAUGGCUGUGGAUCCAAAUCAUCAACGUCAAGACGCCUUUGUUUUGUCCUCGCCUGCUGGCAUUCGACUAUACUCCAGGUUCGGAUUCAAAGCAGUCGGAAUUGUUGAGACAAAGGAAGGAAACUUUACUAGCAUGCUAAGGACUUCAUGCCUUAGCCCCCGGGAAAAGACCGCAUUACCUUUAAACAAUAAUGCAAGCUAG